AUGAAUGAUUAUGUUCAAGUUGACUUUGUACAUAACAUGUUUAAGAAUAAAACAUGGAAAGAAAUAAAACUAAAUAAGUUCGACAGUAUUAAGAAUAUAAAGAAAAAAAUAUAUACACACACAGGGACUUUAUAUGAUAAUAUGAACUUGUAUGCCUAUGAUGAAAAUGAUGUAGAUAAUACACAAGUAUUUUUGAGUAAUGAUGAAUAUUGUUUAAAUGAUUAUAACGUAAAGGAUAAUUAUAUUAUAUAUAUCCAAGAAAAAAAUAAAACAUACAGUGCAGAUGAUAUUAUCUAUAAUAUUGAUGAUGAACAGAAAUUACAAAAGUUAACACACCUAAAAUAUACAAUGAAUGAUGAAGAAUAUGAUAAGCGACCUGAUAAUGUUAGAAACUUUCUAAAAAAAUUAAGAGAAAAAAAUAAAACACAAACAAACCUAUCCAACCAACAAGAAGAAAAUAAUAAUAAAAUUAAUGAACAUAAUCCUAUUUAUUAUUCUUCUAUAUCUAAUAACUCCUUUGAUCAAGAAUUAUAUAAAAUAGGAAAAAGAUGUAGAAUUAAAAUGGGCGAUAGACGAGGAAUUCUUAAAUUUGUUGGUAAUAUAAAAAAUAAUCAUGAUAUUUAUGUAGGCGUAGACUUAGAUGAACCCUUAGGAAAUUCAGAUGGCAUGUAUAAAAAAAAAAAAUUAUUUGAAUGUAAAGGAGAUAAGUAUGGUUAUAUAGGUAAUAUUAAUUCUAUAGAAGUGGGUGAUUUCCCACCCUUCGAUAUAAUGGACUUGGAGGAGUUCUAA
Messenger RNA from Plasmodium reichenowi, 789 nucleotides. RefSeq names its product tubulin-specific chaperone, putative. The record is from RefSeq and is a predicted model, not a curated record. Gene Ontology annotation, molecular function: alpha-tubulin binding; microtubule plus-end binding. Bases 1 to 789 code for a protein of 262 amino acids. Gene Ontology annotation, biological process: cytoplasmic microtubule organization; post-chaperonin tubulin folding pathway; tubulin complex assembly. The transcript has a single exon. Gene Ontology annotation, cellular component: cytoplasm; nucleus; microtubule plus-end. Lineage: Eukaryota; Apicomplexa; Aconoidasida; Haemosporida; Plasmodiidae.